GAAGGUGUGGCGUAGGGCGUUGGCGCAGUGAGUAUUUGCAGUUGAGUUUUUCCGUUCAAAUUUCAAAAACUUGGCCUUUAAUUUGUCUCUUUGGCAACUAUUCAUGCAUAAUAAUAAACUUGUUCAAUUCUCUCUUCCGGCGAAUCUUUAAUUUGUUGAUCUUCUCUGCAAUGGCGAUCGCGGCCGCAGUCAUUCUUCCUCUCGGUGUACUCUUCCUCCUCUUUGGUCUUGUUGUCAACUUCAUUCAGGCUGUUGUCUUUGUCCUAGUUCGUCCAAUUUCGAAGAACUUAUAUAGAAGGAUAAACAAAGAAGUUGUAGAAAUAUUGUGGUUGCAGCCUGUAUGGCUAUUCGACUGGUGGGCAAAUAUUAAGAUUCAGCUGUACAUAGACCCAGAAACUUAUAAAUUAAUGGGUAAAGAGCAUGCACUUUUUAUUUCUAACCACAAAAGUGAUAUUGAUUGGCUUGUCGGAUGGGUCCUAGCUCAGCGAGCAGGUUGCCUUGGUUAUGCGCUAGCUGUCAUCAAGAAAACUUUAUCAUAUAUACCAGUUUUGGGAUGGUCAAUGUGGUUUUCUAGUUAUAUUAUUCUUGAAAGGCGCUGGGCUAAGGAUGAGAGCACAUUGAAGGCAGGUUUCCACGAGCUAAAUAAUUUUCCUCGACCAUUUUGGUUGGCUCUUUUUCCAGAAGGGACUCGCUUUACGCAGGCAAAGCUUCAAGCAGCCCAAGAAUAUGCGGCAUCGGCUGGAUUGCAUGUCCCAAAGAACGUGCUGAUUCCCCGAACUAAGGGUUUCGUUUUGGCAGUUAAUCAGUUGCGCUCAUUUGUUCCUGCAAUUUAUAAUAUGACAGUGGCCAUACCAAAAACAGAGCCGCCGCCUACAAUGUUAAGAAUGCUUAGAGGGCAUUCUUCUGUGGUGCAUGUUCACAUCGAGCGCUAUCCGAUGAAGGAUUUACCAGAAAAAGGAAGUGACAUUUCACAGUGGUGUAAAGAUAUCUUUGUGGCAAAGGAUGCCUUGCUGGAGCAACAUCUUGCAACUGGUGGUUUUGCCAACAACGAAUUCCACACAAACAGAAGAAAUAUGAAGUCCUUGUUGGUUGUUUGUACUUCGUCAUGCCUCAUUUUCUAUGGCGCCAUGAAAUUGUUUGAAUUGUGUCCAUUCUCAUGGACAGAGGCGGCAUUCUGUGUAGUCUUCCUCGUCUUAGUCAGUAUCCUUAUGCAGAUUCUGAUUCUAGCUUCCCAAUCCGAACGCUCUACCCCUCCUAAAGAUUCCAAGCCCCCUCCUAAAGAUUCCAAGCCGGGAGAGGUAUUGCGGGAAAAUCUCCUCCCAAAAUGAUUAUAAAAAAGAACACCAAUAUCUACUUAACUCGGCAUUCAUUUGCCUUUAACAUAAUGUUGUAUACAUACACACAUAAUUUUAUUUUGUAGGAUUUAGUUCUUUGUUUCCAUUUUUUUUUAUUUUUUUAAUUUUAGAACAUAUUGUAAAAAUUUCAU
Molecule: messenger RNA, 1486 nt
Organism: Ipomoea nil (Japanese morning glory)
Lineage: Eukaryota; Viridiplantae; Streptophyta; Magnoliopsida; Solanales; Convolvulaceae
Product: 1-acyl-sn-glycerol-3-phosphate acyltransferase 2-like
Exons: 11
Coding region: 171-1328 (385 amino acids)
Cellular component (GO): endomembrane system
Molecular function (GO): 1-acylglycerol-3-phosphate O-acyltransferase activity
Source: RefSeq, a predicted model, not a curated record